AUGAACCACGACGUUAUUAAUCUUUUUAUCCUUUUUUUUCUUUCUUUUUGUUCAUUUCUUUGUACUUAUUCAUUUUUUAUAUCUUUUUCUUCUCUUUCUCUGUCUCUUUCACUUCCCUUUAUUCUCUUAAUCUUUUCACUUUUCUUUUUCUUUCUAUCACUUUUUGUCAUUCCCUUUUUAUAUCCUCUUCUUUGUCUUUUUUCUUUUCAUCGUUUUUCUCUUUUUUUUUCUAUUCCUUUUCCUUUGUCUUAUUUCGUUCUAUCAUACGACAAAUUUGACAAAGGUGCGCGUCAAUGCGUGCCUCCUCCACGCAAAAAUUGCCCAAUCCCUCUUCUCAUCUCUGAGUCACCACAGGUGUCACGGAUUAACCCUUUUAAGAGAACGAGAAAAGGUGUAGCCUGGGGGAAGACCUGCCUCCCUCAGAAACUGAACGUAAUCAUAAUAAACGCGUAG
Messenger RNA from Acanthosepion pharaonis, 453 nucleotides. NCBI's taxonomy places the organism in Eukaryota, Metazoa, Mollusca, Cephalopoda, Sepiida, Sepiidae. The record is from the annotation of a GenBank genome assembly.